UAUCGCUUUCCAUUUCACAGAGAGCUAAUAAUUUAGAUUAGAGACUCUCUCAAAUUAACAUGGAAAAUUUCAAUUUUGUUAGAGAUUGCAUGACCAAAUUGCCUCCCGGUUUUCGCUUCCAACCCACAGAUGAAGAACUUACCUUUCGGUACUUGAAAUGCAAAGUCUUCUCCUCUCCAUUGCCUGCCUCCAUCAUUCCUGACAUCAAUGUUUGCAAGUAUGAUCCUUGGAAUUUACCAGGUGAAUUUGAGCAAGAGAGGUACUUUUUUAGUAACAAGGAAACCAAGUAUCGAAAUGGCAAUCGAAUUAAUAGAGCUACUGCUUCCGGUUACUGGAAGGCAACUGGGGUGGAUAAAAAGAUUGUUUCUUCAAGAAGUAACCAAAUGGUGGGGAUGAGAAAGACUCUGGUUUUCCAUAGGGGAAAGCCUCGACAUGGGUCUAGAACUUACUGGUUCAUGCAUGAAUAUCGCCUUGUUACCCCUCCUCUCAACUUUCCACACACAAACAACUCAGUCCAGAAUCAUUCGAAUCAAAUCGGAGAUUGGGUUCUCUGCCACAUAUUUUUAAAGAAAAGAAGUGUGCAAAAUGAAGAGGAGACCUUUCAAGCAUACAAGAAUGACAAAAACAAUGAAGCUGCAAUUUCUGAGCCUGGAUUCUUUGAUUUAAUAAGGAGAGAAAGAAGUAAUGUAGGCCCCUUGCCUUCCUCAUGUUCUUCAUCAUGUUCAAGCACCAUUACGGAGGAGGUUUGUUCUUGUGUAUCAGACCAUGAAGAAAGCAAUAGCUUCAAUGUACUUUGAAGUUUGAACUACUCUUUCUCCUUUCUUAAACCCCUUUAAGUAUUGGAUGCAAGAAAUGGGUGUCCUGUAAUUAGGUUUUAUUGGGUUUGAAAUUUGUUUUCUGUUUUUAUGCAUUUGAGUGUGAGUUAUAGUCUAUAUGACCCCUUCCUCCCCACAAGAUGAAAGACGUGCAAUUUAAAAUUUUCAA
Rubroshorea leprosula is the source of this 984-nucleotide messenger RNA. NCBI's taxonomy places the organism in Eukaryota, Viridiplantae, Streptophyta, Magnoliopsida, Malvales, Dipterocarpaceae. The record is from the annotation of a GenBank genome assembly.